Hordeum vulgare subsp. vulgare (domesticated barley) is the source of this 1359-nucleotide messenger RNA. RefSeq names its product polygalacturonase inhibitor-like. NCBI's taxonomy places the organism in Eukaryota, Viridiplantae, Streptophyta, Magnoliopsida, Poales, Poaceae. The record is from RefSeq and is a predicted model, not a curated record. Gene Ontology annotation, molecular function: protein binding. The transcript has a single exon. Bases 80 to 1096 code for a protein of 338 amino acids.
GACCAGCUCAGUAAGCCUAGUAAGUAGUAACACACCAGACACACAACAAGAGAGAGUUCACUUGGACUGCCUCAAGAAGAUGGCGGGCGCCUCCCCUCUUCACCUCCUGCUCUCCUUCCUCCUCCUUGUUUUGAUGGCGGCGGCGGACCAGUGCCAUGACGACGACCACGCCGCCCUGGUCGCCAUCGACACCGCCUUGGGCAGCCCCUACCACUUUGCGUCCUGGACGCCCGACUCCGCCUGUUGCGACUGGUACGACGUCGACUGUGAUGCUGACACGGGCCGCGUCGUCGGUCUCCGUGUCUACCAGGACACCAACAUGUCCGGCAUCAUCCCGGACGCCAUCGCCAAUCUCACCUUCCUCGAGACCCUCACCCUCCAUCACCUCCCGGCCAUCUCCGGUGCCAUCCCGGACUCCCUCGUCGCGCUUUCCAACCUCUCGGAGCUCACAAUCUCCUACACGGGUGUGUCCGGCCCGGUCCCCUCCUUCCUCGGUGCUCUCACCGCACUCACGCUUCUCGACCUCUCCUACAACUCCCUCGCUGGCGUCAUCCCACCGUCCCUCGCCGACCUCAUCAACCUCUCCAGCAUCAACCUCCGUCGCAACCGCCUCUCCGGCGCCAUCCCAUCGCUCCUCCUAUCCAAGUCCCCCGAUGGUGCCUACCUCCAACUCUCCCACAACAACCUUUCCGGCAUCAUCCCGACCGAGUUCGCCACCGUCAACUUCUCCUACGUCGACCUCUCCCGCAACACCCUCUCCGGCGACGCCACCUGCCUCUUCGGCGCCCAGAAGGCCAUCCAACACCUCGACGUGUCCCGCAACGCUUUGAACUUCGACCUCUCUGAUGUGGAGUUCCCCGAGCAGCUCACCUACGCCGACCUCAGCCACAACGCCAUCCGCGGCGCCAUCCCGGCGCAGGUGGCGACCUUGGAUGGCCUCCAGCAGUUCAACGUGAGCUUCAACAGGCUGUGCGGCGCCGUGCCCACCGGUGGCAACAUGUCCAGGUUCGGCCGCUACAGCUACCUCCACAACAAGUGCCUCUGCGGCACGCCGCUCACCGCCUGCCGCCAGAGGCCCGUCGGCUACCUCCAUUAGUGCGUCUUCCAUCCAUCGGUUCAAUAAAAACCUCCAAAUUGAAGCCAUGAUGAUGAGAUGUGAUAUGAGCAAGUAUGUACCAAUGGAGUGAUUAGUACGGUGAUCGCAGCAAUGUAAUAAUAAGCACUAGUAUAUCAGUGGUGAUCAAACUGACCACUGAUUAAUUAAGCCAUGCGUGAUGAUGUAGAGCUUCACAGAGCUAAUGAAUGAAUGUACUCGAUAUUGCAAGGUUAUAUAUACAUAAUGAAGCUUGGUUGGUUUUC